CUUUCAGUGGACACCUCAUGCCAUGCCACCAUCACUAACCGCCACCGUCACUUAAUCAUUUCCAUCACUCUCCAACUCAUUUAUUUCCCACAACAACUUUUUUCAAACGUGAAACAACAACUAGAAUGAAGAAACCAGCGCUCAAGCCCGGGAGCCGGCCGCCGUGGGUGGGCUUAGCGGCUGCCGUGUGGGUGGAAAUGUCAGCUGGGAAUGCUUACAACUUUCCUUUAUAUUCAACUGCGUUGAAAUCGGUGAUGGGGUUUAAUCAGCAACAAGUUACAAUCUUGGGGGUGGCGAAUGAUAUUGGGGAAAAUGUUGGCUUGCUUCCGGGUAUUGCUUGCAACAAGUUCCCACCUUGGGCUGUUCUUCUUGUUGGUGUUGUGUUUUGUUUCUUGGGUUAUGGUGUUCUCUGUCUUGCUGUCAGUGAGACUGUCACUGGCUUGCCUUACUGGCUGUUAUUUCUUGCACUCGUUGUUGGCACUAAUAGCAAUGCAUGGUUUGGGACGGCAGUGCUAGUAACUAACAUGAGGAAUUUCCCCCUUAGUAGGGGCACUGUUGCUGGUAUCCUCAAAGGUUAUGUUGGGAUUAGUGCUGCAAUAUAUACUGCAUUAUACAGUAUGGUGCUUAAAGAGUCUGCAACGAGACUUUUACUGUUCCUGGCACUUGGAAUUCCCGUUAUAUGUUUAGUUAUGCUGUAUUUAAUCCGGGCGUGCACACCAGCUUCUGGAGAAGACUCUUCAGUGCAUGCCCAUUUUAUUUUUACCCAAGCAGCAAGUGUUUUUCUUGCCAUCUAUGUCACUAUAAUUUCGAUAACAAGUGAUGUCAUUUCUCUAAGUGAUACUGUUUCAUACAUAUUAAUUGCCAUAAUGGUUGUCUUGAUGAUGUCUCCUCUUGUGAUUCCUAUCAAAAUGACCCUUUUCCCUGCUAACACCAAUAAACCUACACCAGCGAGUUCUUCAGAUGAUUUGGUUCGACAAGGGGGUGAUUCAACUCAAACAGAUCCUUUGUUGACACCGUCUUCGUCUUUUUAUGAUAAUGAGGAUGAUGUCUCAGAUGUUGAGACACUACUUGCUGUUGGGGAGGGGGCAAUAAAGAAGAAACGGAGACCAAGGAGGGGGGAGGAUUUUAAGUUAGGUGAAGCCUUUAGGAAGGCUGAUUUCUGGCUUCUGUGGGCUGUGUACUUUCUUGGGGUUGGAUCUGGAGUCACAGUUCUCAACAAUUUGGCUCAAAUCGGGAUUGCAUUAGGAAUUGAUGACACUACAACAUUGUUGUGUGUCUUCAGCUUUUGCAAUUUUGCUGGACGUCUUGGCUCGGGUGCUGUUUCUGAAUAUUUUGUCAGAUCUAAGACAAUUCCACGGACAGUUUGGAUUACGAUCACGGAAUUAAUCAUGGUCUUCUUAUUCCUCCUCUAUGCAUCAUCUCUUAAUGGUACUCUCUAUGUCUAUGCUGCAACUGCGCUGCUUGGAGUCUGCUAUGGAAUUAUAUACUCUCUGAUGGUUCCAAUAGCCUCAGAGCUUUUUGGGUUGAAACAUUUUGGUAUUAUUUACAACUUUGUUCUGCUGGGAAAUCCCAUUGGUGCACUCCUUUUCUCCGGCAUUCUUGCUGGUUAUGUAUACGAUGCAGAAGCUGCCAAGCAAGGAAGUUCGACCUGCUUAGGUGCCGAGUGCUUCAGGCUCACCUUCCAGAUUCUAGCCGGCGUCUGUGGACUAGGAACCAUCUUGAGCACAAUUUUGACUAUUAGAAUACGACCAGUUUACCAAAUGCUUUAUGCUGGUGGUUCUUUUCGUCUGCCUCAAACAUCAGGCCACUGAUUGUCGAUAAUAAUAUUUAUCGUCCAGUAGAGGCAUGCCUAUUUUGUACCGGUAUGCUCUAUUUAUCUUAUUUUUGCUUCUCAGUGGGUGCCUGCAUUAGCCAUAUAUAUCGCAAUAUUCCUACAUUACAUGUAGUACAAUUUUGCCUGAGCUUGAAUAUCUGUAGUUUGUUGUAACUUCUUAAAACAAUCGCCAAGCUGCGGGAUACAUAGUGAAAUGAUGCUGUAUUAGCCUGUAAGGAUUAAGGAAUGCUGUAUUUCUUCUGUAAUCAUAUCUGAAGAUGCUUUAUUAUAAUCAGGG
Messenger RNA from Pistacia vera, 2111 nucleotides. Its product is annotated as protein NUCLEAR FUSION DEFECTIVE 4-like. The transcript is spliced from 3 exons. The record is from RefSeq and is a predicted model, not a curated record. Bases 126 to 1811 code for a protein of 561 amino acids. Lineage: Eukaryota; Viridiplantae; Streptophyta; Magnoliopsida; Sapindales; Anacardiaceae. Gene Ontology annotation, cellular component: membrane.